Paraglomus occultum is the source of this 265-nucleotide messenger RNA. NCBI's taxonomy places the organism in Eukaryota, Fungi, Glomeromycota, Glomeromycetes, Paraglomerales, Paraglomeraceae. The record is from the annotation of a GenBank genome assembly.
AAUUAUCCACCACUGAAUAAGAAUGUAAUAUGCAAUAUUGAUAGUAAUCACAAGAGCGUAAAGGAAUCAUGGAGGAAGCCCAAAGGAAUUGACAAUCGUGUUCGCCGUCGGUUCAAGGGUCAGCUUCCGAUGCCCAAAAUUGGAUAUGGCUCGAACAAAAAGACCAAAUAUUUGAUGCCAAACGGGUUCAAAAAGUUUCUAGUGUAUAAUGUCCGAGAGUUGGACUUGUUGCUUAUGCACAACAAAACUUAUGCAGCUGAAAUAG